Messenger RNA from Malassezia restricta, 3639 nucleotides. Its product is annotated as guanine nucleotide exchange factor LTE1. Gene Ontology annotation, cellular component: plasma membrane. Gene Ontology annotation, molecular function: guanyl-nucleotide exchange factor activity. Bases 1 to 3639 code for a protein of 1212 amino acids. NCBI's taxonomy places the organism in Eukaryota, Fungi, Basidiomycota, Malasseziomycetes, Malasseziales, Malasseziaceae. The transcript has a single exon. The record is from RefSeq and is a predicted model, not a curated record. Gene Ontology annotation, biological process: Ras protein signal transduction; positive regulation of GTPase activity.
AUGUUUCUUCGGAGGUCUCGUUCCAUCGACGUGCUUGGCUCGUCUAAGAAAUUGGAUGCACAGAAAAGCGGGGGCGAGAUGAAAAAGUCUAAGCCCAAAUUGAAGAGUAUGCGAUCAUUCAGAUUUUUAAAAUCUCCCCGGCUUGGCUUUGCCCCCGAAUCUAGCUCCAGGAAUCCAUCUCAGACACCUGCAACGCGCUUGGAUGGAAGCGCGAUCUCCACGCCGCUCUCUGAUGCACACGGUCUUGGCAUCAAACAUUCCACAGGGCCAGGCAUGCCUGGUUCCUCGGGCGACACCCGUCCUGUCCCACACGCACGAAUGUACAGCCCCCACAGUGCGAUGUCGACAGACAUCUUUUCAACAUCCAGGCCCCCCGGCACCGGUAUGCGCCUCCCGCCGUCGCGCACGGAUGCGAAUGUGGCACAAGAUCCCUAUUUGGACUGGGAGCUCCCUUCCGAGAUGGCCGCCCCAGCUAGUGAGCCGCUCCCGUCUGUGCCUGUCUUCCCGCAGAUGAGCGAACUACACACCGAAUCUAUGCACAGUGAAUCGAAUGCUCGUCUAUCGCCGACGAAGCUCACACCAGAGGCGACAAAAGUGCCAGAGAAUGCUGAGGUGUCUCAAUCGACAUGGCCGCCGUACCAUACGGACCCGGUACGCAACAUCGAGGAUGCCUACUACUACAUAAACGAGGCGCCGGGAGACCAUCCACAAGAUGUCACGAUGCAGGGCUAUGCCAUGCAAUCCGAUGUGACGGCUCCCACGUCUCAACUUGAAGCAGCCGCUAUCACGUCGCCCGUACCUCCGAGCGGGCUGUAUAAUGAUCAGGCCCAAGCUGCAUCGCGCCCCGCUUCUUUAUCAGACACGAUAAAUCCAUCGCAGGAUGUGGUUGAUGCUCUUGUGCACCCUUAUGACUCUAACAUGGACGAAACGGUGAACCGCCCGGAGUCAUGGACGCUGCCGGAACUAGAGAAUGGGCAGCCUACGACUGACGAUGCAUUGAUGCCUCAGGGUGACGAGAAUGCUGCAAGGACCGCAACGAUGCGCACAUCUGUCAAUCCGGACAAUCAUUCGACUGUCACCGCUGAGCCAGCGCUGCAUGAGUCACAAGACGGUGCCAACUCGCUGCCUCCUGCGAAUUCGACUCACUUGGCGUCACAGGAUAAACAGCUGCCGCAGAUACAGUCCCAUCCAGAGUUUCCGGUUUCAGCGCUUCCAACAGAUGCAUCCUACUACCGCGUCGAAUGCAUGCUCGGUUCGCACGUUCUCGUGUGCAAUGACCCGAUUGUCCAAUCGAAAGUCCCGAAGCCUGUCGCCUACACCUACGAUACCUGGUAUUUGGAGCCCUCGAACGGGCAAAAAUCGGCUAAUAUCACGGCCAUCGUGGCUGCGAGUCCAUCGAACGAAGAGGCGCUAAGCGUACCGCUCCACCUGAACGUAUUUGCCUCGCAGCUCGAGCCUGCCUCAGAGGGACCGUACGUUCUUGAUAUCGCUACUCCAUUGGAGCUGGAAGUCCCGCACACACAGCCAUUAUCAUCCAAUGUCACGCGACUUGUCCCACUCUCGACGAGCUUGCGCAAUGCCGCCCUAUUUUCUAUGAGCUCGCACGUUAUCUUGGCUGCCACGCCACGCCGCCUCGUCGCAGAAAUGACAUCAGGGUCGGCACCGGGAUUGCUGCAGGAUGUGUUAUUGGGCUACCGCCCCUACUUUAGCGCGCAUCGUCUGCUUGAGCUGCUGCUUCAGCGCACUGAAUGGGCCAUUGAAAAGCUUGGUCUGCCCAACGUCGCUCCAACGGCACAGCGAGUCUUAUCACAAUCGCAGUUGGCCCUAUGGCACUGGUUGCUCUACUACUACGAGUACGACUUCCAAAAGGACGAGGCCCUUACUCGCCGCCUUGUCCAGUGGACGCACGAGCAAAACUUGCGCCUGGAGUCCUGGCCAACCACAGAGGUGGGCUCCUCUUGGCCAUCUACGGUGUAUGAUGGUGAGGAACACUUGCCAAGGGACUUGCGCGAGCGCAUGCAAUCGAUUUACUCUCUCGUGGAGAUACUCGUGCCUGAAACCCUUCUGCCACCUCCUGAGGCGGCAAACGAAAAACGCGGCACAGGUCUCUUACACAAGACCCGCUCCAUCUCGCGAAUGCUGUCGCUGUCAGGCGGUCACAGUCGUCGCGGACAUUCACGCAAGUCCAGCAGCGCAGCGGUCGCUGCCGCUGCCCAUCAAGAUGCGGCAAACAUGAGCGGCGAUACUGACACGAGUGCAGAAGCAACGCGCGAUGUCCCAUUUCCUAGUCAAAUUCAGCGGAAUCGAUCGCUGCGUGGACUGCGCAGUAUGCUAUCGCCACGCACUGACCAGCAUGACGAUCCCUCAGAAUAUGAGCCGCGUCAUUCGAUUCGUAAGUAUGAAACGCUCGUACCGGACAAUGAAGACGGGGAUGAAAGCACGGAGCAUGAUGCAGCUCUAAAGCUGUUGGAAGAGGCGCUGGGAGAUAUUCCACGCGCCGAGGACCUGCAUCAGCCGGCGUCUAAAUCACGCGUUGAUGGGCCGUUCCAUUGGAUCCCGCGAUACAACCACACGUCUUGGAAAGAAGCACAGCGAAUGUCCAUGUCGAUGGCUCGUACGACCAAGCCUCCCGGUGCUUCGGCUGCGCCGCCCAUGUCUUCGACACCCUCGGCGGCCGACGGUGAGCCAGUCUUGGCUUUGCGCGAUUCGCUGCUUCUGUCACAGCGUUCCAGUACGAUUGCUCGGCAGAUGGGCAUGAUUGAGCGUGAACUCAUGGCUAGUAUUGACUGGUCCGAGCUGUCUGAGCCUUCGUGGGAUCAGCACACUGUGCGACAGGAACAGUGGCAGCUGGAGUACCAAGACUAUGUGAUGUUCCGCAUCCGCCAGACGAUGAAUGAUGAGCCGUCGGAGGGACAAAAAGAUGCACUUCGCCAGACGAUCCAUGGUCGGGGAAUCCACAUGUUGAUUGCCCGCUUCAACCGCACCUGUGCUUGGGUCGCUAGUCACAUUGUGCGCAGCAACAACAUCCAAGAACGCGUUGCGAUUGUGAACAAGUUCAUUCGGAUCGCUUGGCAUUGCUAUCGUCAAGGCAACAUGGAAUCGCUGUGCCAGAUCAUGUUUGGCCUGCAGUCGCCUUGGAUCGCCCGUCUGCAGCAGACAUGGGAACAGGUCUCAUUGUGGGAGCUGCGUGCAUUUGAGGCUCUGCGUCGCUUCACUUCGCCUCGCGAGCAGUUCGCCUUUUUGCGCUAUUCUAUGCGUGAGGCCAUCGAGACCAACAUCCCCUCGCGCCGGUUUUCGCCGUUGACAACGAGUUCGUCGCCGUAUGUCCCUUUCUUUGGACAGUUUGUGUCCGACCUAUCAGCCAUUGAUUCGCUCGCUAGCUUUGUUGAUGCAUCUGGCAUGCCCAACACCAUGCCGCUGUACGACGACCAGGAACUCUCGUUGAGCUGGGAUGCACUCGUCAAUGUGUACCGCCUUCGCAUAAAGUCGCACAUCGUGCGUGAAUUUAUCACGCUGCAACGCUGCCAGCGCCAGGCACCUGCGCCCCCCAUGGAGCUGCCGAUUUUGAUCGAAGUGCUCCAGCUUGAUACCCUUUCCGCCAUGGCCAUCCAAAGCACCUCACUGGCCCUGGAACCGUAG